Acanthoscelides obtectus is the source of this 2360-nucleotide messenger RNA. The record is from the annotation of a GenBank genome assembly. NCBI's taxonomy places the organism in Eukaryota, Metazoa, Arthropoda, Insecta, Coleoptera, Chrysomelidae.
AAAAAAUGUGCUGUUACACCAACAUAGCUAACGUUGUUAAUUGAUGUCCAGGCAUCUGUUGUAUACAAAACGUUCUGCCAGUAUUUAUUAUUGUUUUGGUAUUAGUGAGACAUUCUUCAUAUAAGGCAGGGAUCAGAGUUUUAGAAAUGAUAUGUCUACUUGGCAGCUCAUAUGAGGGAUUCAAUGCUAAUACGAAUUCUCUGAAUCCAAUAUCAUCUACUACUGAAAAAGGUUGAAGGUCUUUAAUAAAUAAGCCAAGCAAGUUUUUAUCUAAAUUGUCUUUGCUUCUAACAGAUAUUUUUGGAGGUACACGGAAAUAAUUGUCGACCCUGGUUUGAUCUUGAUGUGACUUAUUUGUUCAACUAAAGCCGUUCGACCUUCCACGGAAUUAAGUGAUGAAACUUCUGAAGUAGAUGGACGAUCGUUAUCAAUACUUUCUUUAUUCUAAAAUAAAGCAUAUAGUUAGAAGAAAUCAUGUCCCACCAGAGGCAACAUCAGGAUUUGGAUAUAAAAACACCUGCAGAUCUAGAUAGACUAAUAGUUGAUAUGAACAGAUUGAAGAUAUGCAAAGAACUUAAAAAGCUCAUAGUUUUUUUAUAUGAAAGAAAAAUAUAUGAGCAGGAUGCUAUCUCCAGGGAUUACUUGAAUUUUGGCCUUGCUAGUUACUUUAUUUUAGAUGCUGACAAGUAUGAGCAUCUGUUUAGAAACCUGCAGCUUUUGCCUACUAAGAUUCUUGUUCAGGAAAUUGGUAGUCUUGUUACCUUUAUGCCAGGAUUACAUAAUGAGGUGCUAGAGCUUGUUGAAAUAAAAUAUGAAGCUUUUCCAAAUCGGGCCAGAGAUGUAUCCUUACUAGUGGAUGAAUUAGAAAUAACUCCUGAGGUGAUAGAGUUUGCUGGUAAAUGUUAUGGCAUUGUGGAUGAUGGUGUAACCCGUAAAUACACCCCUGCAAAGUAUGUUACAAAGAUAUGGGUCAAAUCACUUGGUGCUGGUUUCGCCGAUCCAUUGGCCUAUUAUUUUACUGGCCAACUUGCUACAGCAGAGCAACUGAAAAAAUAUAUUUUUGAUUGCAUUACUAAGUUGCAAGCUAUCAACCUAAAUGUAGUUGUCGUGAAUACAAAACUGAGAUCAAACUUUUGGGAACUAUCAGAGUUGUUGGGAAUAGAACCAGACAAACAAUCGUUCAAGGUUGAAAACAAGGAAGUAGUUUUCAUCUUCGAUGCGCCUCACAUGAUGUGCGUGACACGUAAUAUCUUACAGAAGUACUGUUUGAAAAUGGAGGAUGGUGGUACGACCUCCUGGGAACAUAUCAAAACAUUUUUUGUCAAGGAGUCUGAAAGCGGCCAGAAAAAGACGCAACUGACCAAGCAUCACAUCAACCCUGUUAACUAUGACCGUACAAUGUCGGCUAUAGCUAUAGACGUGCUAAGCAAUACUGUAUAUACCGAAAUGAAGGCAUAUGUGGAAUCAGGGAAUUUACCUGAAGAAGCUUUGGCUACCGCACAAUGCAUUAAUUUGUUUGAUAGGUUAUUUGAUAUGUUGAAUUCACGGUAUGAAGAGGCUAUUAAUGAGUACGCCAGUGCUUUCAGAGGAACAAGAUGGCAGAAACAGUACCUAGAUAAAGCAGUCAAAUUCCUUGAAGCCUUGAAAGUCUUCGAUAACCAAGGCAGAGAGAAAACUGGUGAACUAAAAUUUAUCAAAGCUUGGUUGAUCACCAUAAGGGGUACUAAGAAAGUGUGGGAGAUCCUUAAGGCGAAAGAAUACCAAUAUUUGCUUACAAGUGUCUUGAACUCGGAAGAAUUGGACGUGUGCUUCCGUACAUUCAGAGCGAUUGUCAGGGGAAAUAUAACUCCUUUAGAUUUCAUACAUCUUCAUUCAAAAACAGUUCGUAUCCGUUACUUCAUAUCCAGAAUUCUGAUGCACUUAAGAAAUGUGGAUACGCCAGAGUAUGCGCGCUUAGUUUAUAAAAGGAUUCCAGCAGUUCGGCACAAUUUGGACACUCCUACCCAGUCGAUGCAACUAAGUGUGAGGGAAUUUCGAGAAAUAAAAUCCCGUCUUGAAGCGGUAUGUGAUGAGCUUGGCCUUAGCCACAUACCUAUAAGGAUUCCUUGAAUUUUCCUUGUGAAGGAUAUGUGCAUCGUUAUGCAUCAAUUUUUGUGUUGUUCAAAUUUUGUUUGAUUCGGUCAUAUACGAAUUUUGUUUGAAGUAUUAUCAACUUUUUUUUUUCAGUAUUCUAUUACUUUGCGAGUAAUGCUUAUCUUAUAGAACAGAGCUUAGGUAUAAGGAAAACAUAUUUUACGUUAAUAAGCCUUUUGAAGGUGUGUAUUGUUUAUUGUACUUGAUUAAUAAAAACAUUUUCUAUA